AUGAACGCCGCGUCACUUCUUCUAACACAGAAAAAGGCCAUGUCCGGAAAGAAACAACUGCGAGGAGCUGGGAGUCACUGUCUGCAAUCAUCUGCCCUCCUCGGAGGGCUGCGGGACCUUCCUGAACUAGGCCAUGGUGUCGAUGGAACGUCUUCGCUGGGCGAGCGCGUGAUCCCGCAAAGGGUUCGCUUUGGCAGUAUGCUGGAGCUAGCUCUCGCUUUUGUCAGACUGCAGUUUUUGGUGAUUCCGGCGGUGGCCUUCUUAGCGUGGAACUCGCUUGGAGUGGAACCUCACCGGGUUUCUACGGCUAAGUCCUGUCAGCCUGUGUCAUCGGUUGUUCCUUUCGCCGAUAUUGAGCAUGCGAUGCAUGUUUCCAAUUCGAUGGCCGGCAACAUCACGGCUGCAUACGAAGCGUGUCGUCUCUGGGAAGGGGUGUUUUGUUUGGAAAGGGACGCUUCGAUUCCUCCGUCAAUCGCCGCUGCUUGCUACGCUCUCCAAGCUUCUUGUCUAGUGAGAAUUGGCCGAGACGAUCAGGCGCUGCCGGUAUACGAUCAAGCCUUGUAUCUUCAGCAGCAUCUGGAACCCACGGCACAAGAAAGCGUCAGAUUGGGCAAGGCACACGCGUUGCAACGCUUGCUUCGUUACGACGAGGCUGUGCAAGAAUUUCGACGGUCGCCCCCGUCGAAAAAAGCUUUCUUGGGUGCUGUAACGUGCUCUUUGCGAGUUCGCGACUUCCAGGGUGCGUUGUCGCUUGUGGAGCGCUACAUCGACAAAUUCGGCUCCCACGAUGUGGAUGUAUCUGCGACCCUCGGAAUACUUAAAUACCUGCUGUCGUCGGUCGACAAUUCGUUGGCCGAGAAGGAACGGCACGUACUCUCCGGGAUACAGCACACCCAUCCCUUAUUUCAUUGGCUCGUAUCCUUGGGGAUUCUGAAAAGGAAUCCCGGCAAUUGCCUUCCAGUCCGGCCGUCGAUGGCGGACUUGGCUUCCAUUAACAAUGGUGCACUGGAUGAUCCAUUCCUAUACUUGCUAGACGACAAAGUGCGGCUUCAUGGUAUUCUGACACUGGUGCCGGAAGUAACGGAGACAUUCUGGCCGGAAACAAUUGCUCGCGAUGGUCACCAGCAGCAACGAAAUCUCAACGAAAGCUCGGCGGACGAACUUUGGAUUUGCAAGCAACGGGCCGGAUACGGCUCUCACGGCAAUAUUAUUUUGAGGGCUCGCGAAGCCCAACAGCGUAUGCGGAAUUUGUCGCCCGAUGAAAUUCUGCAAAAAAUGGUCGAUCCGCCGAUGUUAUUGGAUGGACACAAGUUCUCGCUACGAAUUUACGUUGCCUAUUUCAUGGCGGAUUCAUCAACACCCACGCCCUUGCAGAUAUUUCUUUCAUCACAAGGCCUCGUCAAAAUAGCGGCGCUUCCCUACGACAAGGGUGCAGCGAAACUUGAUCUUCGAAUGCACAUGACUAACUCUGGUCGUGAAACCUCGAUGCAGCAAGAAGAUUUGAUAUUUCUCCAAAGCUUGCUGGAAGAAGACGGCAAGGUUUCUUACGAUUGUCUUUGGACGUCGAUCAAAAACGCAGUGGCAACGACGAUGAAGUUGUACGCGAAGACGGUAAGGAAAGAACUGUCCCUAAACGAAAGCUUAAGAAUUCCGAUGGAAACUUUAGGGACGCUAGGUCUGCCCAAAAUACUCGGUUUCGAUUUUGUUGUGGAUUGCGGCGGAAAGGCAUGGCUCGUCGAAGUAAAUAGAUUUCCUGGUUUACAGCCGAGGGAUACACAGGACGAGCUAACAAAGCGUAGCGUUUUGGAAGAUGCGUGGAGAGUAACAAUGGCGCGAAAAUCCGUUGGGACUUUUCAUUUCACCAAUAGCUCCACCGGAAAUUCGGGUCUGGAAAAUAUUUCCUUUGUCGAAUGA
Molecule: messenger RNA, 1914 nt
Organism: Phaeodactylum tricornutum CCAP 1055/1
Lineage: Eukaryota; Bacillariophyta; Bacillariophyceae; Surirellales; Neidiaceae
Exons: 2
Coding region: 1-1914 (637 amino acids)
Biological process (GO): protein polyglutamylation; microtubule cytoskeleton organization
Cellular component (GO): cilium
Molecular function (GO): tubulin binding; tubulin-glutamic acid ligase activity
Source: RefSeq, a predicted model, not a curated record